CUACUCCUCUCCGCGCACGAAUGGCAACUCUUUCAGUCCAGCCCGCCUGGGAAAGGGAGGGUGAGGAAUCCCUCAAGAAAAGUCCUGUUUUAGAAAGGGAAGAUCGCGGGAUGUGCGAGCCCCGGAGGCUUUCUGACUUAUAGCGCUGCAACUGUUUUUGCAGUGCUUCAAAAAUCUGCAAAUCCUGUGAACUUUGAUGCAAGAGGGAUUUCUUUCAGUCGCCUGACCUGAAUCAGCCCUUCCACCAUUGACUUGGAACAUUUUAUUGUGAAACAGAGAAGCAACAGGGCCAUUCUAUUACCCCUUAGAAGACUGCUUGAAUUCAAGUUGGAGGCAGACCAGUGUGAAAGAAGAUUACAUCAGCAGACAAUAACAUCACUCAUCCUCUGUCCCAGGCUCAACUUACUGAAACCAAAAUGACCAGUAUAGAUCCUUAUCAGCAAAUUAUGGUGGAACACCAGUACUCGCACACAUUUACUGUGACAGUUAAACAAGCCAAGAAUGUCACCAAAGGGUCUUUUGGAGAUAUGCUUGAUACUCCUGACCCUUAUGUGGAGCUGUUCAUCCCAACAGCCCCAGACAGCAGACAGAGAACAAAACACAUCAAUAACAAUGUGAACCCUGAGUGGAAUGAAACCUUCGAAAUAAUUCUGGACCCCAACCAGGAAAAUGUUUUGGAGAUCACUCUUAUGGAUGCAAAUUAUGUGAUGGAUGAGACAAUUGGUACUGCAAAAUUUCACAUAUCAUCUUUGAAGGUGGGAGAGAAGAAAGAAGUCUCAUUCAUAAUCAAUAAAAUAAUUGAAGUUAUUUUGGAGGUCUCUCUUGAAGUUUGUUCUUCAACAGACCUCCGUUUCAGCAUGGCCCUGUGCGAUGAAGAGAAGGCUUUCCGACAGCAGCGGAAGGCUAGAGUAAUGCACCAUCUGAACAGUUUCCUGGGGACAGACUUAACCUCCACCCGUGAUGUACCAGUGAUUGCGAUCUUGGGGUCUGGUGGUGGGUUUCGUGCCACAGUAGGGUUUGCUGGGGUGAUGAAAGCACUGUAUGAAUCUGGAAUUUUAGACUGUGCAACAUAUGUCGCUGGCUUGUCUGGAUCCACAUGGUAUAUGUCAACAUUGUUCUCUCAUCCAGAUUUCCCAGUAAAAGGACCAAAGGAAAUAAACAAAGAGUUGAGAAAUAGCGUCAGUCACAAUCCAUUAAAGCUGCUUACUCCUCAGAAAGUCAAGCGAUACAUUGAAGCAUUAUGGAAAAAGAAGAGGUCUGGGCAGCCUGUUACAUUUACAGAUAUCUUUGGAAUGUUGAUUGGAGAAACACUCGUCCAAAAUAGAAUGGACACCACUUUGUCAGAUAUGAAAGAGAAAGUCAACAAAGCACAGGCUGCUCUGCCACUCUUCACAUGCCUCCAUGUUAAACCUGAUGUAUCAGAACUGAUGUUUGCCGAUUGGGUGGAAUUCAGUCCCUAUGAGAUUGGGAUGGCUAAAUAUGGUACCUUCAUGGCUCCUAAUUUGUUUGGCAGUAAAUUUUUUAUGGGAACAGUAGUGAAAAAAUAUAAAGAGAACCCCUUGCAUUUCUUAAUGGGUGUUUGGGGAAGUGCAUUUGCUAUAUUAUUCAACAGAGUCCUUGGAGUUUCCAAUUCUCAAAAUAAAGGACCCACAAUGGAAGAAGAACUAGAAAAUAUCAGGUCGCAGCACUUUCCACAGAAAAUAUCAGGUAGCGAUUCAGAUAGCGAUGAUGAGUCACAGGGACCAAAAGGCACAGAAAACCCGGAUGCUCAAGAGGAACAUGAACAGAGCAGCCAAGAAAGCUGGGUGCAGCGUAUGUUUAUGGCUCUGGUGGGCGACAGUGCCCUUUUCACCACCCGAGAAGGGCGUGCGGGCAAAGUACAUAAUUUUAUGCUGGGCUUGAAUCUCAACACGUACUAUCCAUAUUCCCCAUUGGCUGGCCUUGGUACACAAGAAUCUGUUGAGGAAGAUGAAAUGGAUACUGCGGUGGCAGAUCCUGAUGAGUUUGUCAGGAUAGAUGAGCCGUUGGAUGUAAAGAGCAAAAAGAUUCACAUUGUGGAUAGUGGACUUACAUUUAACCUGCCAUAUCCACUUAUCUUAAGAUCACAACGAGGGGUUGAUCUUAUAAUCUCAUUUGAUUUUUCUGCACGUCCCAGUGAUUCCAGUCCUCCUUUUAAGGAAAUCUUACUUGCUGAAAAAUGGGCCAAAAUGAACAACCUUCCUUUCCCCAAAAUAGACCCGUACGUUUUUGAUCGUGAAGGCUUAAAGGAGUGCUAUGUCUUCAAGCCCAAGAAUCCUGCUUCUGACAUAGACUGCCCAACAAUUAUUCACUUUGUUUUAGCCAAUAUAAAUUUCAGAGACUACAAAGCACCAGGUGUUCCAAGGGAAACUCUGGAAGAAAAAGACUUUGCUGACUUUGAUAUUUUUGAUGAUCCUGAUACACCGUUCUCCACCUUCAACUUCCAAUAUUCAAAUGAGGCUUUCAAUAGACUGCAUGAUCUAAUGGAGUUCAAUACUCUCAACAAUUUAGAUAUAAUCAAGCAAGCACUAGCAGACAGCAUUGAGUACAGAAGACAGAACCCAUCGCGCUGCUCAGUAUCCCUCAGCAGUGUUGAGGCAAGGAGGUACUUCAACAAGCCUCAGAGCAAUAACCAUACAUAGGGAGAACACAUUGCAGACUUCCUUAUGUGGAACAGAGUGUAACUCGAUUGGUCAAACAGCCUUUAUGAUGAAGAAAGUAACUUCUGGUUUGAACAGUACCCAAAAUACAAUGUUUAAAAAGUUCCCUGUGGUUUAUAGACUUUUUAAAUAAUGUUGUCUUAUGGUCAUGAUAAUGUUACAAAUCACCCGUCCAGGUAGCUUAUGUUGCUACACAAACAUGUCGCAGUCAGUGCUAGAAAAUAUUAAUACCAUCGUCUGGUGAUGAAUUCGUGCUAAAAUGUUAUAUCCAAAGCUGUGAUUCACUUUUACAUCAGCAUCAUUGGGAAUAUAAGCGGCUUGUUAAAAUGUUACUGUUUUAUGUUUAUUACACUGAUCUUUUAUGUUGCUGAAUAUUGUCUGUUAUUCCUUAACUUGGUUGGUAAAAGGGCUAGAUUCUUCUCCUUCCUUUUUCCAUGCAACCCAAUGCCAUUGUUGCAAUGUGUACAAGAUUUCUUUUUAUCUAAUUAGUGUUUCAAAGCCAUGCAACUGAGGCAUCAGUCAUGCGUACUCACAAUGAAACACUUGCUGCUGAAAGCCUUUUUGCACUAUUGCCAGGAUCCUUUGAAGAGUUAUCCAAAUUGUUGUGCCGUUACCACUUGGAAUAUUGUAAGGAGAUACAAUGCUGGUAUUGGGCUGGAGCAGCAUGAUAUGCAUUCUGGCAGUGUCAUGGAGUCCUUUGUCAUGCUGAAGAAGUUUUCAGUAGCAACUGCAGGUAUAUAUAACAUGGACUCCAAUGAGGUUUUACUGUAGCAAAUUCUGUCAGUUAGGGGAAAUUUUACUUACGAUGACUUUAUCAUAUAAAGGUUCUUAAUGAUCUGUCUGAGUUCAACCAUGGUCUUUUUAAUUAAUUUGAUUUUACUGUCAGCAUUUCAGCUAAUGGCCAAUAAUUUUGUUAGCCUUCAAGGUGAAACAGGACUGUUAAAUUUAAAUCUAAAAAUAUAUAUAUAUUGUCUCAUAAGCUUCCAUGGCCAGAAGUCCCUUUGUCAGAUGCAUAAAGUAGCCACCUUUAAAUAUGUGUAGAUAUGUAUAUAUAGAUAUGUGUAACCAGUGUACAGAGAGAAGACACUUUCAUGAGGCCAAAAGGCCAAAAUAUCAGUAUGUAGAACAUAUAUGAAACCAUAUGAAUUGGCCUUUAUUGGAGAUUGUAAGGUGUUUUGUGGAGUUCCUCAAAAAGUGGGGCUUACAUUUUUAAAGAAUGAAGAUCAAAUAAACCCAGAAUCCUAUCAAAUGAACAAAGAUUCAGAUUUUCUGAAUGUGAUCUCAUGGCAACUAGGGGUAGCAAAAUUAAUGUAAGUCAGGGGUGGGGAAACCUCAGGACCACAACCUGAAUGUGGCUCUCCAGGCCUUUUUAUAUGUUCCUCGGGACACUCUCCCCAAGCCACCUCCCUCCCACUGGCCCUGCUCAAGCACUUUUACCUACCCGGAAUAUGUUUUUGAACUGUAAUAUUUUAGAGUCAGUAAAAUGAUAAAAGUCCCCAUCAAAGGAGUUUCUUUGGGGGGGGGCAUCUUAAUCCUGUACAUUUAAACCAGUUUUAAAUGUGCAUAACAGUCAAAGACUCCCAACCAAGUAACUCUGGGGAUUAUGGUGCUAUGAAGACAGUGAGUAUGGCAUAGUGGUUAGCAGCACCGGUUCUAAAGGGCGGCCAGGUUGGGCACUGGCCCGACGGCCCCUGGAGCUACAUGGGGCUCCUCAACCGCCCUUCUGCUCCCCUUCUGUGAUCCGCAGGCUCCCCAUGUCUCCCCAUGUCUCCCCACUUACCUGUCUGCUGUCUUUUACCGUUGCAUGCCAUCAACAAAGAUGGCGGUGGAGGCUUCAUCCCCUUAGGGAAACCGCGGCCGCCAUCUUGGUUAAGGGCAAUAGUAAAAGACAGGAGACAGGUAGGUGGGCAUGGGGUGCACGCACACACACAUGUACGCGAAUGCAACUCACGCGAACGCGCACGCAUGCACAUGCCAGGGCCUAGGGCAAGCUGGUGCCCAAGGGCCCUGGCAUUCCUGGAGCCGGCCCUGGUGGUUAGAGAGUUGGAUGAGGACCUGGGAGACCAGGGUUCAAAUCUCCACUUAGCAUGAAGCUCACUGAGAGACAUUGGGCCAGUCACUGCCUCUCAACCUAGUCUACCUGACGUGUUGUUGUGGGGAUUAACCUAGGAGGAGAAGAACCAUGUAUGGCACCUUGAGUAGGAAAGGUGGCAUAUAAAUACAAUAAAUAAAUAAAUGCAUAAAUUAAUAAAUAGUAAGAGAUAAGUUUCUCAAUGUCUUCACAAAUAUAAUUCCCAGAGUUCUUUGGGGUAAGUCAUAACCAUUCAACUGCUUUCAAACCAUUAAUUCUCUAGCUGCCAUAGAGCCAACUUUGUUAAUGUCAACCUUCUAAUUUUAAAUCUAGAUCCAGAAAACAAAAUGCUUUACGCCUUCCACAGCUGGAAGUCAUAUAAACCCUUAUAAUGCUUCUAUGAUUCUUUGAUGAUGGAUGACUUCUGGUCCUUCCUUUUGGGAGCAAUUUUGAUAACAACCUGUCUUCUAUUAAAUUCUGUUAUGUCAGAAUUUUUGAAGCAUUGUCUCUUGGGUUUUUAGCUCUGGUCCCAACUUUCCAAUUGCCUGCUUCAUUUCAUCCAAAACUAUAUAAAUAAUAAUUACUAUAAUGAGCAAAAACAGUUUUCACAAUGAAUGAGCAGGAACUAAACUAAAUAUAUGUUCCCAUCUGCAGUAAAUUUUUUCAACAUCUCACUUUUCAAAGAGAUUAAUGCUUAUCCAAUGGUAGCUUCAUCAAUUAUGAAUUAUUAUUCCAUUUUUAAUUGUCCAAAAUAUAUGAAACCUAGAAGAACCCAUUACAAUUGCUUUCCUUUUUAUUAACUAUUGCAGCCGCCACCCAGAAAUGUAUGUAUAAUACUAAGGAAUUAAUAAAAGCCUUAUCGUUGAUUGAUCAGUUUUAUGUUAGUUUUAAUUAGUACAUGUUGAAAACUAAGAAAGGAAACAAAUACAAGUUAUUUUACACUGAUGUGUUUUAAAAAUAUUUGCAGUGAAACAGGAAGAAGCUGGUAUUACCAUAUUUUUAAAUAUAUCUUUUAAAAUGUUUUUUACAUAAAGCAAUAGUACUGGCUUAUUCAGCUUGACAUAGAAAGAAAUUUUGUGUGCAUAUUUUCUGAUUCUUAGAGAAUAUCUUCUGGAUAUGUU
Rhineura floridana is the source of this 5870-nucleotide messenger RNA. It is a transcript of the gene PLA2G4A, whose product is annotated as phospholipase A2 group IVA. Gene Ontology annotation, biological process: glycerophospholipid catabolic process. Gene Ontology annotation, cellular component: endoplasmic reticulum; cytosol; Golgi apparatus. The transcript has 20 exons. NCBI's taxonomy places the organism in Eukaryota, Metazoa, Chordata, Lepidosauria, Squamata, Rhineuridae. The record is from RefSeq and is a predicted model, not a curated record. Gene Ontology annotation, molecular function: calcium-dependent phospholipid binding; calcium ion binding. The coding region runs from base 417 to 2660 and encodes 747 amino acids.